AACUAGCUAGCCUUGUUUAAACGACAUGAUUAAGUCGCCGACCGAGUUCAGCGUUGCCACUUCAUGAACUCGAGGCCGUAUGUCCACAGCUUGCCACUCAUCUACUGAGCAACACAGAAAGGGGCGUCCGUCAACUGUUCGAUUAUUCGCAACUAACAAACCCCCGAAUCCCCGGCCAUGUCGUUUGCUGUGCUCGCUGCCGUUGGCGUUGCCUUGGCAGCGGCAACUUACACCUACGUCUUAGGGCUAUAUAAGAACGUCGCCAAAGCGCGGAAAACAGGCCUACCCUAUCUAGUUGUUCCUAUUUCCCCCAUCAACCUCGCCUGGCAGCUUACCUUCACCUUCUGGGUGCCCCUCAUCAAGCUGCUGCCAAAAUCGCUAUGGGAGAACUGGUUAUUUGUCAUGAUCCCCGAGUGGGCUUACCACACCGGCCAGACUCAUUGGGACCGCCUCGGGGCUGAAAGUUUCCUGGUCGCGUCACCUGGUCACCUCGCUCUGUACACCCAGAGCGCCGAGGUCAUCCACCAGGUCACGCAGCGGCGCGAGGCAUUCCCCAAGAACAUCGCCCAGUACGGCAUCCUCGAGAUGUUUGGCAGGAACGUGCUCACCACAGAGGGCGCCGUGUGGCGCUUGCACCGCAAGAUCACCAGCGCCAGCUUCAACGAGAAGAACGCUGCCCACACGUUCGCCCAGGCCAUACACCAGACUAAGGGCAUGCUCGACAUGUGGUUUGGCCCGGACGGCGCCAAGACGGGCACGACCGGAACCAUCAGGUCCCUCGAGCACGACACCAUGACCUGGGCGCUCAACAUUAUCGGCUACGUUGGCUUCGGCCUGCGCCUGCUCUGGCCGGGCGAGACGAUGCCCAAGGAUAUCGACCCCAAGCUGGCAAAGUAUGGCAGCUUGAACCCGCCGGCGGGACACAGCCUUACCUUUGCCGAUUCGUUGGCCAAGACCCUGGAGAGGAUCGUCGCCAUCUUGGUGUACAACGAGACCAUCCUGCGACUUCUCCCCUUCAAGUUCGCCAAGGAGGCUUACCAAGGGAAGCGCAACUACCUCCAAUACAUGGACGAGUUCCUCCGUGACAAGAUAGACGAGACCCGGCGCGGCGUGCCCCAGCGCGAAGGGAUGGACAUCAUGGGCCAGCUUGUCCAGUCGAGUUAUGGCUCCGAGUCCAAGAAGGCCGGGUCUACCGGUACUACCAAAGGAGAUCCCACCUCGACCUUUAAGCUCUCCGACGCGGACAUCAUCGGCAACGCCUUCAUCAUGAUCGUCGCGGGCCACGAGACGACCGCCAACACGCUGCACUUUGCGCUGGUCGAGCUGGCCACCAACCCGUCGACGCAGCGGCGCCUGCAGCAGGAGGUGGACGCCCUGUUUGGGGACAGCGACCCGUCGACGUGGGAGUACGAGAAGAACAUCAACGCGCUCCUGGCCUCCCACGUCGGCGCCACCGUCAACGAGACGCUCCGGCUCGUGCCCCCCGUCACGGUGAUCCCCAAGGUGGUCACGCCGGACGCGGAGCAGACGCUCAGGAUCGACGGGCGCACGUACGUCCUGCCGCCGGGGCUGGCCAUCUCCCUCGUCGCCGUGUGCGCGCACCGCAACCCGCGCUGGUGGCCGACGCGGCCGAGCGAGCGGACGGGCGCCCCGACGGACCUGGACGACUUCCUCCCGGAGCGGUGGUACCGGACCGCCCGAGACGGGAGCAGGGAAGCGGAGGAGGAGGACGGCGACAUCGUCGACAAGGGCGACUACGGCGGGUUCCAGGGCAGCGACGUGGCCGCGUCGCUGUACCGGCCGGUGCGGGGCAGCUACGUGCCCUUCAGCGACGGCCCGCGGUCGUGCCUGGGGCGGCGGAUCGCCAUGGUCGAGAUGGGCGCCGUGCUGGCCGUCAUCUUCCAGCGGUACAGCAUCGAGCUGGCCGUGGACGAGUGGGCGGACGACGGCGAGGUCGAGGCCAUGACGCCCGCCCAGAGGAGGGCGCUCUACCGCAAGGCGCAGCACAAGAGCAGGGAGACCAUCCGGGGCGCCAACUCGGUGCUCACGCUCAAGCUGCACGGGGGCGCCCACGUGCCGGUGAGGUUGGUGAGGAGGGGGAGGGAGCGGUUCGUGAGCGACCCCGAGCUAUGAUAUGAUAUGAUAUGAUAUGAUAUGACAUGGUAGAGCAGCAUGAUUUGGGGAUCUUUUUUUUUCUUCCAUUGUUUCAUUAUUAUUAUUAUUAUUCACUAUGUGAAUCGUGGC
Thermothelomyces thermophilus ATCC 42464 is the source of this 2244-nucleotide messenger RNA. RefSeq lists its product as uncharacterized. The coding region runs from base 178 to 2133 and encodes 651 amino acids. The record is from RefSeq and is a predicted model, not a curated record. Lineage: Eukaryota; Fungi; Ascomycota; Sordariomycetes; Sordariales; Chaetomiaceae. The transcript is spliced from 4 exons. Gene Ontology annotation, molecular function: oxidoreductase activity, acting on paired donors, with incorporation or reduction of molecular oxygen; iron ion binding; monooxygenase activity.